CUUUCUCUCACCUUCUGGUAAAAGAGCAGUGCUCGCCGCUUUUCCUUUACUUACUAGUAUAUAAUUGAUCAACAUGCACUUCACCCUCGCUACCGCUGCUGUCCUCCUUCCCCUUGCUGCCCGCGCUGCUGAUAUCGCGGUCAGCGUCGGCGCGAACGGCUUGUUGUUCGAACCCACCUCCGUCGAAGCCGAAGUUGGCGAUGUCGUCGUUUUCACCUUCUACCCGAAGAACCACACCGUAACGCAGUCCACCUUUGAUGAGCCUUGCACACCGGCGCCCAACGGUGCCCACUCAGGCUUCAGGUUCCUCGAGGCUGUUGACGAAGCCGCACCCGAGGUUUGGCGCUUCUCCGUAGAGAACACCAGUGCCACCUGGUUCUACUGUGCCCAGGAAGCCCCAGUCAACCACUGCAAUUCAGGAAUGGUAUUCGCGAUCAACCCGACAGAGGAACGAACCUUUGAGGCCUUUGCUGCUGCUGCUGAAUCCGCUACUGCGGGACCUCUUCCCGCUGAGCCCUCUGGUUCUGAAGAGCCCGACUCUCCCAGCGGUAGCAACACCCCCACCGGCAGUGGUGCUGGUUCUCAGCCCUCCGAUGCUCCUGGCGGCGCCGAUGGCGAAGACGCUGACGCUGAUGGUGCUAUCCGAACCAGCGCCGCCUUGCCAGUCUUGGCCGCCGCCCUGCUCGGUCUUGCUCUCUAAAUUCCUCAGUGUACAAUACGGUUCGGAACUAGUUACCAGUAUUCGACUGUUACUUCUAUUGAAAUAUUACAUUGAUUCUGGCUCC
Molecule: messenger RNA, 785 nt
Organism: Coprinopsis cinerea okayama7#130
Lineage: Eukaryota; Fungi; Basidiomycota; Agaricomycetes; Agaricales; Psathyrellaceae
Exons: 6
Coding region: 74-700 (208 amino acids)
Source: RefSeq, a predicted model, not a curated record